GGCCAUUUUCCUGCACUGCAUGCUGGGUACAGAGAUUUCAAGAUGGCGGUAUGUGUUGUGACCACAGCGUCAUCUUGGAAAGUAACCGUCAAAUAAUGCAAGAAACUCUUCGCUGUCUGAUUUUGGAUUACUUUUUUAGACUUUGACAAGCUAAACACAUCAGUGUGCCAUGGAUCCAAACCACUGGAGUAAUUAUAACCAGGCAUAUAGUCGCCUUGCUCCUGGCUCCCUAUCCACACCACAUUCAGCUUUCCCCCUCCUUGACCAGGCUGGCCUUAGUUCUAGUCUGGGUCUCCCUCACUCCCUACAACCACAUGCACCUUUACCUCAGCGGGCUCUGGGGACUCUACCAGCAGUCAACUAUGCUGCUGCUCACCACCCUGCCCUUCACACAAGUACCAUGACCCAGAUCAUGGAGUCCAUGUCUCCUCUGGCUGGAGGGUUCAAUCACCAGUCAUUGCAUAAGGGCAUGGGUCUGGGUCAGAACCCGCUGGUAUUUGAAUCAGUGCGAGCAGAUCAGCAGAUCCCUUCUUCUGGCGCCAGGUUUUCGUCAGCCUCUUCUGCAGUGUUCAGUCCAUCAAAGUCCUCAUUAUUUGCAGAGGACCAUGCCAUCAAAGAACCACCUCAUGCCUAUUCUUCCCCAUCGAUCAUGGCACAAAAUCCUUCCAUCGAUUCAAGUUCCAAAGGCUGGAGUUUGUCAAACUUCAUGCCCCCUCCUUCUAAUCCCUUUGGGGCCAUUUCAACCAUGGACCUUACUAGUGCACUGCCAAUUUCCACAGGCAGCCACCGUUCUUCCCAGCCCCCACCUGCCCACAGUUCAGCUUCACGCCACAACACAAUCCAGAGAAACCCCUUUUGUCCUGAUGGGAUCCUCAGUGAGGCAGCUUCUCGCUCGAGCAGGUCUGAAAUAACUCCUACAUCGUCAUCUUCACCUCAGGUACAUUCAAUGUAUGGAAUGAUGGGACUCAGUCGCCAGCACAGCCAUUCUACCCCGACGCCAACACCAAUCUCACAGCCGCAGAUGGAGUUCCAUAGCAUGCCCUCACAGGCAGAGAUAGAAGACCUGUCCUCUAGCUCCCAACCUCAGGCCCAGCUCUACUACUCCAGCACUACUUAUGGUUCCUCCACUCCCACCAACACCACUUCUUUUGCAGGAUCCCAGCUCUCAGCUGCUGACAUCAAUUAUGAUCCUGUCAGUCCAGCCACUCCUUUGUCAGAAAAUCAGACAGGGGACACCCCCUUUCCAUCAACAGUCUCAUUUGCGGAUCUGAGUGCUAUUGGUGCAGGUCAACAUCAUGGAGGAUCCAAGUCACGUGGUGACAGUGGAGUUCAUAGUGGGCUGUCUUUGUCAGAUCCAAAGGAGGUACCUCCACAUCUGCACUCACUGAUGAUGCCACAGCCAACCAACCGGCGUGGGAGUGCAAAAUCACAGGUCCAGCAACAGAUGAGUGGGAGUGUCAACAGUCCACACCAACACUCCCCCAUCAGUGUAGGUAGUCCUCAGACUCCCAUGUCUUCCAUAGGCAGCCCACAGAACGUGAUGCCAAGCUCGACCGUCAAACCAUCAGCACCGCCCAUUCAGGCCAUGGCUGACUCUUCUACUACCUCUACAAAACCAAAGAAGCCCCGGAGCCGUAAAAAGCCAAAGACUGAAAUUCUCAAAAACGUACCCCCUCCACCUUCAUCUUUCAGCACUGGCAAUACACCUGCAUUCCUUAGCUCCUCCCAAGGCUUCUCUAGCAGUGGCAACAGCUAUCAGCAGCAGUCACGAGCAGUGCCACAGUUUCAACCACCAGACAAUCAGACUCUAAUGCAAACACAGUUUGGUGGUUCCACCUCCUCUCCCUCCCCACAAGCUGUAAUGCGCAUGCGGAGUACUGGAAGCCUAGGGGAUGGCAUGGGGACAGAGGGUGGUCGCUACCAGGUGAUGUCUAGUGUUGGCAGCCAGCAGAUGUCGCCCAUCAGUGAUCAGUCACCACGUUCACAGCAGCAGAGCGUGGAGACACCUUCUCUCAUUACUCUGUCCAAUUCCAGCAUGUCUGCAGAGAGACCCCCGUCACAGUCUCCUCUUAAAGGCAUGUCAGCAUCAAAUGCUAAUGAUGCCUUGUUGAGUGGUAGCUAUCAAGAAGAUUCAGAACUGAUGGCUCAGCAAGGCAAUCAGUUUGACUUGCAAGCCUUCUCCUCUCAGCCCUACAUGGAACAGUUGGUGUCUGCACAACCUCCUCCUCCUCAUGUGCGCCUCAUUCCAGGUAAUGUAUAUUCAGAUGCUAUGCAUGUUGCUGCAGGCAUGCCGGUGUUUCCACCAACUGCUUACGCAAACUACCAGAGGCCUGCUGAGGGAUCUUCAACUAUAGAUGAGGCUGCAUUCUCUAGUCUGUUUGAUACAUCAGCUAGCAAUACAAAAGAAACACAGGGUGCUGGUGUGAUGGAGAACUCAUUGGUAGAGCUGGAACCACCUCAGCCAGUCCCAGUGUCAAAACCUGCUGCCACGUGCACUGCACCAAUUGAAGAAGAUGAUGAACUGUGCAAUUUUUCCAAGCCACCUCCAGAUCCUGAUGGGGAAAAAUUGAAGUGUAUUUUAAGAGGUAAUUUUGGAGCUGGUAGUGGAAUGGGAUCUGGCAACAGUGAGCCGUCGAUGGAAAUCAAGAUUAAUCGUCCUCCAGUCAAACAGACUCCAGGAUUUCAAGACUCUUUCCUUAAUUUCCUGAUGGGGAAGAAACAGGAGACGCUCUCCAGUGUUACCAGUGCCACUAUAGGGGAAAAACCUCAGCUGCCAAAAUAUAUUCCUGAGCCACGACGACCACCACCUCCACCAGCCAGUCAGGAUUCAACAGCACACUCUACCCCCAUCUCUUUUUCUGAUGAUGAUGUAGAAGACAGCAGUUCUAACACUGGUACUGCAGCUGCUGUUAAGCAUGCAUUGUCCAAUCUCAGCCAAGAGUCUGACGAGUCAGAGGACUCGGAUGUGCCGGAGACAGGCUAUUCUGUGCAGCGCACUAAGGAUUUGACUGUGAAAAUUACAUUGCAGAAUACACUCAAACGGCAACACAAAUCACGGGGCCGUCCCCGUGGACGUGGUGGGGGUGCAGGAAGGGGAAGGGGUGCAGAAAACAGUUCAGGCAAGACUAAGUCAGGAGUGCGGGAGCCAACUCCCCCAACCCCUCGUGAAUCCAUAGGACGAAGAGCUAAAGAGGCAGCCAAAGAAAAAGCAUCAAAAAAGAAAAAGCUACACCAAGAUUCAGAUUCCAGUUCAGAAGAAGAAGAAGAAGAAGUGCCGGAAAAAGUGCCUCGACCAGGAAAAGGGCGAGCACGUAGUCCAGGAAGUGGCAGUGAGUCCACCUAUGACUCGGACAAGGAUCCAGUCUGGACACCUUUUGCAGAGGAAGGACCGAAACGACCGCCCAUGUUUGUAAUUGACAGUCCCGUGCCUCAGAUUGAGGUUCGUCCUAAAAGAGGAAAGUCAAAAGCAAAAAGGGGACAGCGUGGUACAAGGGGCGGUAGGCAGAGCAGUGAAUCUUUUGGUGAAGCAGAAGCAAGUCCUCCAGCAAAAGUUGCCCGACAUGAUAGUAGUGUUGCCAAUGGAGCCAGUCGAUCAGAGACUGCUGAUGUAGCUGAAGAUGAGACAGAAGAGGUGGUUGAUGAGAAUUUUCAGGCUGGACGAUUCAUUCUAGAGAAGAAAGAUCUGCAUAACUAUGAGAGUUAUCCAGUUUGGCGGCUUGAACAGGCUCGCAUGAUACGCAAGUUUGAGAUGUUUAUCGAUGAUGGCCGGGUUUUACACAAAGCUGUGUCCACCUACUCAUCUUGGGUGCCAACAAUGCGAGCACAGUUUGUGCCUAUCCGUGUGCUUGUCAUAUCAACACGACCCAAUUCUGAAAUUGUCGAAGUGUUGGAGGAAUAUAGGCCCAAACCACCAGCUGAUGGCAGCCUAGAAGUGCAGUAUGAAGAUGAUCCACUGGUGGACCAUUUCAAUGUUUACCUCCAGAUCUUUCUCAGUCAGUCUUUGGAGCCCAGUUUUCUUUCUGCUAUCAGAAAAUCAAAAGAAUACUUUUAUCUGGUUCCUUUGGAAAAGAUUGACAGAAUGAUUGAACAGAAGUUAGAGCAGAUGGACCGUAUUGUCCACUGGAAACCAAAGUUUAGGGAGUGUAUGCGAAUGAAACCACAGAUGAGAGAAAUAAACAGACCCAAUUUAAAGCAGUCAUGUCAGGCUUGUGAAAAUUCAUCUCCACCCACAAUCAAGUCCGUUCUUUUCCAUGGGGCUCCAUAUGAUCGCUUUCUUCUCUCAGAGCUUCCAGACUCAGAGAAUUCUUCAUCUUCUAUGGAAUUUUUCGUGGGGAAGACGGCUGCCCCUUUCAUUACACAGUAUCACAGUUUACACCAUUUCAAGUAUCGCUUGUACCAACGGUGUCGUGCAAAGGUACACAUGGUACGUGAAAGCAACAAAAGUCAGAACAUCAAGGAUGAAAGUAUCUUAGACCAGUGUUUGCAGAACAGGGCAUGGGUCUUGAAGAUAUUUGAGGACUUUAAGAGUCUGCUGGAACGAUGACGAGACAGGAAGAGUGGAGAUAUGAACUGUGAAACAAGAGUCAGCUAGGCUUCACACCAUGUCAGUGCAGGAGUGAGCCUGGCGGUGGCCAUGCAGGAGAAGUGCUGCCGUUGUCACAUUUCAUAAUCUCAUCGGUAAUUCACCCAGCUAUGUCAGGGGCUGCAAACACUGGCAAGAUUGUCAGUCUAUUAGUUCAAAACUGUUUUUUCAUAAGAAAAAGAAGAAACUGUGUUCACAUUGCGUGCUCCCCCUGCCCCAUUUCUUGCAUGGGUGUAUUGAAUGAGAUGAUUUUCUACUGGUGCAUGUGUAUAAUGCCAAGUUUUCUCAAUCAGGUCAGAUGGCUUUUAAAGGUCCACAUUCGGACACAAGAUAUUCUGCAGGGAGAAGAGAUGUAAUGGUACAUAUGGUGUGGUGAAGGUCUUGUGAAUAUUGUGCCCGGGCUCAGCAUAGUUAUAGAUAUUUUUGUAAAAAAAAAAUAAAGAAAAGGUGGACAGUGUUUAUAUUUGAGUAAUGAGGCUUUAAUGCUGAAAAAAGGAAAUGCAGAGAAGAAUCCUGAAUGAGUGUUAACAGUCCAUUUCUGCUUCAGUUCUUCUCCGUUUUAUGGACAGUUUUUACACGCUAAGCAGAUCUUGUGUCGUUUUUUAUCAGCCUUGAUUGAAAGGCAAGAGACUGGCAGUGUGGCUGUACAAUUUUAAGUGUGAGGAAUGAGAAGGGACUUUGUCAUGUCAGUCCUUCACUCUAGACAAAUUCGGAGCCACGCUAUGUAAGUUGUUAAAGUGUACAUAGCAGCUUAGCUGUAGAUAUAUAUAGAAAAUGUUUUGUCCACUGUAUUUAUUCUAAAAUUGCUGUCUAGUAAUGAUGUUGGCCAUUUGAUUCAUAUUGUUUACAGCUUCUCUCUUUAUUGGGAGAUUUAACAUUGUAUUUGAAAAUACAAAAUAGCUUUUUUUUUUCCUUGUCUCUCUAUUGUUUUCUCUUAUAUGUUUCCUUCCUUUACAGAAAUUUGGCUGUGGCAAAUGUUUUGAAGGUGCAAGAGAAAUCUCUCAUUUUUCUAGGAUUGAGUGUUUGUGAUGAGACAAAGUGUGUGGUUGUUACAACUGAUAGGCAAGCAUUUUGUAUAAAAUACUGUCAACAAGUGUGUUCAAAAUUUAUGUAUAUGUAUGUGUGUGUAGCACCAAGAAAUGAAACAAAGCAUAUUUGUCAGAUUUGUUGGCUCUGGCAAACUAGAUUUCUCUGGUAAAGGUAGCCAUCGAGCCCAUGGACACCAAGGCAUGCCUUUGGAGACCAAGUAAAAGUAGAAGCUGUUGUAAAAGAAGUUGUAAUAUCUAAUGGUGGUAGAUGGAAAAUUGAGUUUAAUCACUUUUAUUCCACCUAAAAAUUUUAUUCUUAUCAGAAUUCUCUUUUUAAAAAAAACAACCAAUAUAUCAGAAUCAGAUUUUCACGUUGAGUGAACUACAGCCAUGUUUGUUUUUGUCAGUAGUGACGGCUAUUUUUAUUUUCUCAGAUGGUCUAGAUGCAUUUUUAAGUAUGGCUGAGCCCUGUGCCACAUGUGAAAGAAAUGUAGUGGGUGAAAAGUGAAGAUGUGUUUGUAGGUUGAGUGGAUUUAACGUGCACCUGCUGAACAUCAACUCAUAGAAUCUGUUGGCAGUUAUUCAUGUGGGAUAGACACAGCUUGUCUGACACCUUAGCAGCUGGCUGUUGGAAUGGGUCUAACCACUUCAGAUCAUCAUAGUCCUAUUCAGUUUCAGGUGGAUAGCUGCCAAAAGAUGGAUGAAGUCUGCAGAAAAGCUGCUUUCUUUUCUGUUUGCUGUUACGCAAUUCACAUUUUGUGCUUACAGUCCCUUGGCAGUUUUUCUUUCUGUUCCCAUCCUUGAUCUCUCCAGAGUUAUUAGAAUUAGACUUUUGCAUAUUUGAAGUAAAGACAUGCCUUUCCACCCAUCAGUCUAAACCAUAUUUCAAAAAGCUUUUAAAUCCAGCAGUUGUACAAGGUGAAUACUGGACAGAACAUUCAGUUGACUCGUCAGCAGACAAUGUGCUAAUCAGCUCGUAAAGUCUCGGAAUUAUAUUUGGAAGACCAUAAAUUUUAACCAAAUGCUCACAGAUUUUUAAACCAUCAUGUGAAAAAUCCAGCAUAUUACUUUCUGACAGUGUAUUGGUUCACUGUUCAUCUGACCUUUGUUAAUGUUUUUGUUGAGUACUUUGUUCUUGAAGUAGAGUGGUCCUCAUCUUUUUGAUUUUUGAGUUGUUGAUUCUGUUAAAGUAAUUGCAGUGGCACCAAAUAUUUGUUGAGAAGAAUAUAUUUCUAAUAUUCUUUGGUUCAUCACAUUUGAUUAUUGUUAUUAUUGAUGGUGGUGGGUGGAUGGGAAAUCAUUGUCAGCAGGUCUGAUAAGUCUUCUUACAUACUUGUGACUAAUGCAGCUUUGUAAGCUUCUGAUUUGCUGCUUGUCUGAAGGAGCUUAAAGAUGAGUAGUUUUAUAUUUCACCCUUCGUUUCUCUGUCUUGUCCCUCUUUUACUUUAUACCAUCUCUGAGAAGCACAAAGUCAACCAAAGUGCACAAUUUUUGCAUGUGACAAAGUAGAAAGGGAAAGCUUUUGAUCUUAUUUUUGGUUGACUUUGAAUUUGUUAGCAGUUGAUAAGUGUGUUAACACUGUCCACAUUACCAAAACUGUUAUUGAUGUUAAGCUGGUGGAUUUACUUUCCUAAGCUAUACUUGUGUUUCAAGUUUUGCAAGUUCAAGAGAAAAUGUUUUGGCUGUAUGGUUUGCAUUUUUCAGAUUUUCGUGAGAAAUCUAGUCUGUCUCGCUCUCAGAUAAUGUGAUCUUACCUGCUAAAUACAAGCAGCAUGAACACUGUGCGAGGCAUCCUUGAGGCGCAUCCAAAGCCUUUAUGUAAAAAGGAAGUAACUAAAAAUUAUGUACAGGUUUAUAAUUUGUGAACAGUUGUCAGUUGUCUUGCUAUGGCAAAAUGCACCAUGUCAGCUAACAUGUAUUUAACGAAGACAGUUUUUGGAUGGGCUAUUUUGCUGGCCAAGAUAAGGUGAGCAUAUCAGAAAGUAUGCUUGGUGCGUUUGUUUUGCUUUUUUUGUGAGUUGUGGGUGCCUAUUGCUGGCUAUCCACUUAUGUAUGGAAAAAUGUAGGUGUGUAACUGCUGUGCUGCAGAGGCUGGAGAACGCUGUAGGCUUAGACAUCAAAGAGUAACAUUUUUAACUGCACUUACAGAAAAAUUGAAUGAGCUUUGGCACUUGUUUUGUCUGCUUGCAAGUCACCUUUUUGCUACAAAUACUGCUGCUAUCCAUAACAUAUCUAUAUUUAGGCUACAGUACUGAAUGUUCUUUCACAGAUGCUUCUGUCCUUCAUUCAGCAUUUUAGAGAAUAAAGUUGUUCCUUCUUGCCUUCAUUUGCAGGCAGGCACUCAUUGUUGAGUCAGAACAUGUUUUCUGUGACAUAAUCUGAGCGUGAGGGAUUGCACAUUUUUAAGCUCUGGUUUUAAUUUUCUAGUUUUAUGUUGGCUAUACAAAUAAGGGUGCAUUCACAUUUCUUCUCGAUAGGUACAGCACAUUUUUGUUAUCCCCCUUUUGCUGUAACACUUCCUGGAAAAAAUAAUAAAAUUGUAGCAUAGCAUAACAGUAUUGGCAUGAUCACAACUAUGAUUUUUGAAAUCUGACUUUAAAAAUAUACUUCUGAUUCAUUCUUCUAUGAUAAAAGGUUGAUAUUCUAUAAAUGUAAAUCCAUUCUUUUAUAAAGAAAAAACAGCUCUAAAGAUUUAUAAAAUUGGCCAUUUUUAUAGCAGUUUACCAUUUGUGUAGCAUGUUUGCCUAUAUAUAAGUGCAAGAUAUGUUUGUUUUAAUGGUGUCUAUAUGAAUUUCCCUCCUCUAUAUUUGGUUGUGGUUGAGGUUGUUUAAUGUUGCUUAAAGCAUUAGGUUCAUGUGUUUUAUCAUUUUUUAGUGGCAUAUGAUCAUGAUGCGGUGGAUCACAGCUUUAUAAAGAAGAGUAGCCAUGUGCAUGAACAUAGAGAACUGACAGUAUAAGUCAUGACUGUAAAAUGAUGGAAAAAAUAUGAAUAAAUCGCAGUUAGAUGUGCCCCUUGGCAGUGUGGCCGUGUUUCAGUCUAUUAAAGAUUCUUUAUUCCAACAGUGGAAAAGUUGUCAGUAUUGGGGCAUAAAAGGAAGACUAGAAUGAUCAUCAAAUCACAUAAACCAUAACUUUGUGAUUGAAGUAGUGACACUAAAAAAAUAUAUUCCUAACAGGAGAGAUGCAUCAGUAUGUAGCAGAUGCCAGUAUGUCACAGGUUAAUAAAUCAUAACUACACCCAUGUGCCACAACUGUAUUGAUACAUUGUUGCUGUGGAAUUUUAUUAGUAGCUCCACACUCUAACUAUAGAGGUGCAAAGCACUUCUUCAAUUUAAAACAUUUUGGAGAGGGCACAAGGAAAUAGGAAUGAAGAGAGCUAGGUGUGUGAUGACAUGUGAAACACAGUCUUUUUACCAUACCUAGGAUGAAUGACUUGCGAAGCCUGCUUUAAGCUUGGCUUAAGAUUUGUGCUAUUCUUCUCUGUGAAAAUGCAUUUGGUGGCAAAGUUGUGGGUAGUUGAAAGAUGCUACAGGAUGCCAUGUAGGGGUGAAAGCCCUAGUUGUGUAAACCACACCUUAAGUCUGGGAUAGCUGAAUAUGUGGUUUAUUUUUAGCAAUAAAUGUUCUAAGUGCUUCAUAGCGACUUUGUGGGUACACAUUUCCUUUCCCAUUUGUAUUUUUCAUACAGCAAAUCAUUUAGAAGUUAACCUGAUUGAAACCUGAAAGUUCAAAAUUGCAAGUUAGUAGAACAUGUAGCUGUUAGUACUUAAAACAAAUAUAGUGAAGUUUUAAUUUUCAUUUUUAUAAAAGCAUGUGAAUUGACCUGAAUUCAUGUUUCUGGUUUCACUUAAAUCUGCAGCCAAUGCCCAGACCUUUAGACAUGCUAAUGAGACAGAUUGAUGAUAUUUGUGAUGUCAUGGGAAAUGGGGUCAUGACCCCUUUAUUUUAAAAAAAAACCUGGUGAGAACUGCAAUGUUCAAAGGCUUGUAUAUGGUGGACAGAUCAUAAUUUUUCAUUCAAAUUUUGGUAAUUAGUAUUUUUUUAAAUAAACCAAACAUACUUAAAAUAUUUUUGCUUAGGUUUGAUUUUUGUAAUUUUAUUGCUGCCAACAUGCAGCAGCAGUGCCCUGUCAUUGAACUCCUGUGUUUUCCAGUAACAGGCUGCAUUGGAUAGGGCUAGGGACAAUUAGAAAAGCUACAGACAUCAAAAGCUUUGUGAAUAUGAACAAAAUGUGAUUUUUUGCUUUGUUUAUCAUUCAGUUAUCUUGCCCUGGCACAAGUAGGCCUCUGCGAAGUGUGGUACCUUUCAGAAAAAAGUGUUUUUCUUAGAGAAUUUGUUUUCUUCUCCAAGGUCUUGGUAAAUGCUUUAUUAAUAAUUGUUUUUAAUCUGCAUUUGUUUCUGGAAGAACAUUUGCCUCUCCCAGUAGAUCUGUUGCUUCACUGAUCAUGCUUUAUUUCUUGUCAUUAUUCAUUGGUGAUCUAAAACACUUGCAAUUUAAGGGUAAACAGCAUUGGCAUAUAGCCGCAUCUGCUCUUUCAAAAACAUAUUUUGCACAUUGUCAUGGUGAUGAGAUUACUGUCGUGCAUUUAGUAAACAGGUCCCUCAAUCAUGCACAGUAUAUUUCUGAAGGAUGAAUGUUUCCAAUGUGGCAGCACCAUUUUGAAUUCAGAUGUGCGGGUCAUCAUUAUUUGAAAAUACUUUGUGCUUGUAUUUGCAUACAUAGGUAUUUCACGGUAAAAUUUAGUUCAAGUGAGGAUAUAUUUGUGUUUGUGUAUGAUACAUGUUCAUGUUUGCUGUACACAAUGGUGUGCUUAAGUUUCCAAAUGUAAAUCUUCAGCCUGUUAGUGGUUAAACAGAGGGUGACUGGUUGGGUGGUUGAUUAAUGAAGGAUAUAUGUAUAUGACUGCUGAAUAUUAAAUGGUGAUAUAAAUAAGUUUAUAUGUAUGCAUAUUCGCUUUUUAACCCCAUUUUCUGUUGGUUCUCCUUAAAAGUGGUGCAGUUUUGCUAAAAAUAUAUAUAUAGAGACACUGGAGGCAUUUUUUCAAGUGUGUGUUGUUGAAAUUAUUAAAAUGUAUUUUAUGGCAUCUUACGAUAGAGCUGUUUGCUUAAAAGUCUGCAUAUUACUUUAUAUUUUUAUUCACUUCAAUUCAGUCAUGUUCCUGAAGUGUUCGUCCAAUGAUUUCAUGAAACUGUAAACGAUAUGAAGUCACCCUAGCAGCAGGGUAGAGUAAAGACGAGUGCAAGCUGCUUGCCAUGUAUGCAGUAGUUGUGGCUGUAGUGGUUAGCGUCAGUCUGUAGCUGAACUAAACAGUUUAGAUAUGCCAUGUAGUUUUUCCCCCUCUUUUGGUGUACUGUUGUUUGUUUUUUUUAUACAAAAGGUGAAAAUGAGCUAAGGGCCAUACAAAGAUUUAUAUUACCAAUUCUGUGUCUAACCACAAUAGGGGGUUACAUGUGAGAGUGAAAUAAAGUGAUUAUGAAGCAAAA
Pomacea canaliculata is the source of this 11093-nucleotide messenger RNA. RefSeq lists its product as uncharacterized. The record is from RefSeq and is a predicted model, not a curated record. The coding region runs from base 170 to 4543 and encodes 1457 amino acids. The transcript has 15 exons. NCBI's taxonomy places the organism in Eukaryota, Metazoa, Mollusca, Gastropoda, Architaenioglossa, Ampullariidae.